Messenger RNA from Anolis sagrei ordinatus, 6063 nucleotides. It is a transcript of the gene MAF, whose product is annotated as MAF bZIP transcription factor. Gene Ontology annotation, cellular component: nucleus. Gene Ontology annotation, molecular function: DNA-binding transcription factor activity, RNA polymerase II-specific; RNA polymerase II cis-regulatory region sequence-specific DNA binding. Lineage: Eukaryota; Metazoa; Chordata; Lepidosauria; Squamata; Anolidae. The record is from RefSeq and is a predicted model, not a curated record. Gene Ontology annotation, biological process: regulation of transcription by RNA polymerase II.
CUCCCGGACGAGGGCUGGGGAAAACAAUAACAAAACAAAACCCAGAGAGAUAGAUACAGGGGGAAAAAACACAGAGACACACACAGAGAGGGAUUAAAAACUUGGGAGUUGAAGUUCGCCUGGUCCCAGAGCACAAUUCCCUUGCAAUUUCCGGAGCAGAAAUGAAGGAGCCGGGCUUGAGGAGGAGGGGGGGGGAUGAAGAGCUGCGAGGAGAGUGCUGCUGAUGCCCGGAGAGAGAAUGAAGGCAAAGGCGUGGAGAAGUUGAGCAGGGGAAGAAGAAGAGAGCCGUGUUGUUGCUUCUUCUCUCUUCUCAGAGCCCUGAGGAGGAGACAAAAAGAGCUGAAGGGCUGAGAAGUGGAGCAAGGGAAGAAGAAAGCCGUGCUGUUGCUUCUUCUCUCUUCUCAGAGGUGCCGAUUGCUGAAGAAGGCAAAGAGGUGGAGCUGAGGAGGAGGGGAAGAAGAAGAAAGCCGUGUUGCUGCUCCUUUUCUCUCCUCAAAGCCUUGGAAAAGGAGAUAAGAAGAGCUGAAGGGAGAUUGGUGCCGAUUGCUGACGAGAGAGAGAAGAGCAAAGGCGAGGAGAAGUUGAGGAGGGGAAGAAGAAGAAAGCGGUGGUGUUGCUUCUUUCCUCAGAGACUUGAGGAGGAGACAAGCGAAUUGAAAGGCUGAGGAGUUGAGGAGGGGAAGAAGGAGAAGAAAGCGGUGGUGUUGCUUCUUUCCUCUCUUUCCUCAGAGCCUUGACGAGGAGACAAGAGAACUGAAAGACUGAGGAGUUGAGGAGGGGAAGAAGAAGAAAUCGGCGGUGUUGUUUCUUUCCUCAGAGCCUUGACGAGGAGACAAGAGAACUGAAAGUCUGAGGAGUUGAGGAGGGGAAGAAGAAAGUGCUGCUGCUUCUUUUCUCUCUCUCCACAGAGCAUUGUGUGAGACAGUGGUGCCGAUUGCUGAAGAGAGACAGAACAGCAAAGGCGUGGAGAAGAAGUUGAGGAGGGGAAGAAGAAGAAGAAAGCGGUGGUGUUACUUCUUUUCCCUCUUUCCCCUCAGAGCCUUGAGAGAGAGGUGCUGCUGAUUGCUGCAGAGAGAAAGAAGGGCAAAGGCUUGGAGAAGUUGAGGAGAGGACGAAGAAAGCCGUGUUGUUGCUUCUUUUCUCUCCCCAGAGCCUUGAAGAGGAGACAAGAAGAGCUGAAGGGCUGAGAAGUUGAGGAAAGGAAGAAGAAAGCCCUGUUGUUGCUUCUUCUCUCUCCCCAGAGCCUCGAGGAGGAGGCAAGAGGACCUGAAGAGAGAUUGGUGCCGAUUGCCCAAGAGAGAAAGAAGGGCAAAGCUUUGGAGAAGUUCAGGAGAGGAAGAAGAAAGUGUUGUGCUGAUUCUUUUCCUUCUCCCUCUUCAGAGCCUUGAGAGAGAGGUGCUGCUGACUGCUGAAGAGAGAAAGAAGGGCAGAAAGGCGUUGAGAAGUUGAGGAGGGGAGAAGAAAGCCCUGUUGUUGCUUCUUUUCUCUCUCCAGAGCCUUGAGGAGGAGGCAAGAAGAGCUGAAGAGAGAUCGGAGCCCAUUGCUGAAGAGAAAAAGAAGGGCAAAGGCUUGGAGAAGUUCAGGAGAGGAAGAAGAAAGUGUUGCUGCUGAUUCUUUUCCUUCUCCCUCUUCAGAGCCUUGAGAGAGAGGUGCUGCUGAUUGCCAAAGAGAGAAAGAAGGGCAAAGCCGUGGAGAAGAAGAAGAAAGUGGUGGUGCUGCUUCUUUUCCCUCCUCAGAGCAUUGUGAGAGACAGUGGUGCUGAUUGAAGGAAGAAAGGAGGCAAAGGCGUGGAGAAGAAGUUGAGGAGGGGGAGAAGAAGAAGAAAGCAGUGGUGUGACUUCUUUCCCCUCUGAGCCUUGAGAGAGAGAGGUGGUGCUGACUGCUGAAGAGAGAGAGAAAGGAGGCAAAGGCGUGGAGAAGAAGUUCAGGAGGGGAAGAAGAAGAAAGCGGUGUUGUUUCUCUCUCUCUCUCUCUCUUUCUCUCUCUCUCCUCAGAGCAGGAAGGGGAGGGAGGAGGGAGAGGAGAAAAGGGAGAAGCCAAUGCAGAAGGCGGCGGAGUAGAGCCAGAGGAGGAGGAGAAGCAGGAGGAGAAGCAGGAGGAGGAGGAGGAGGGCGGCUGAAGGCGGCUGGGUCUCUCUCUCUCUCUCUCUCCCUCCCUUCCUGGACAAGAGCCUUGGCUCGUUCUCUGCCACCGCCAAGCUGGCGAGCCAAGGCGGCCUCCCGCUGUCCGCGCCUCCCUCGGCCUCCUCGCUGCCCUUCUGGAGGACGGUGGCGGCGAAGCGGAUGCCUUCCUCGGAGCUCUCGCUGGGCAACAACGCCGGGGGUGGCGGCGGCGGAGGGAGCUCGGACUUGCCCACCAGCCCCUUGGCCAUGGAGUACGUCAACGACUUCGACCUCAUGAAGUUCGAGGUGAAGAAGGAGCCGCUGGAGAGCGAGCGGCUCAUCAGCCAGUGCGGGAGGCUCAUCGCCGGCGGGUCGCUCUCCUCCACGCCGAUGAGCACGCCGUGCAGCUCGGUGCCGCCUUCGCCCAGCUUCUCCGCGCCCAGCCCGGGCUCUUCCGGAGGAGGAGGAGGAGGAGGAGGGCAGAGCGGAGGGACCGGCAGCCACGGAGGGCCCGGCCACGACCAGAAGGGCCCCCUGGAAGACUACUACUGGAUGAGCGGCUACCCGACGCAGCUCAACCCGGAGGCGCUGGCGUUCAGUCCCGAGGACGCGGUGGAAGCCCUCAUCAGCAGCAGCCACCACCAGCUCCAAAGCGUGGCUCGCAACGCCGCCGCCUUCGAUGGCUACCCGAGAGGGCAACAGCUGGGGGGCAACCCGGACGAGAUGGGCUCCGCUGCGGCGGUUGUGUCCGCUGUCAUCGCAGCCGCGGCGGCUCAGCAGCAGCAGAACGGAGCGCAGCACUACCACCACCACCACCACCACCACCCGCACCACCACUCUUCCGCGGCGAGUAGCAACCCUCCUCCUCCUCCUCCGCACCCGAAUUCCGCACCUCCUCCUCCUCCUCCGGUGUCGUCGUCGCACUCCUCGUCCCCUUUCGACGACCGCUUCUCCGACGACCAGCUGGUCACCAUGUCGGUGCGGGAGCUGAACCGGCAGCUCCGCGGCGUGAGCAAGGAGGAGGUGAUCCGGCUCAAGCAGAAGCGCCGCACGCUCAAGAACCGCGGCUACGCCCAGUCCUGCCGCUUCAAGCGGGUCCAGCAGCGCCACGUGCUCGAGUCCGAGAAGACCCAGCUCCUCUCGCAGGUCGAGCACCUCAAGCAGGAGAUCUCCAGGCUGGUCCGGGAGAGGGACGCCUACAAGGAGAAGUACGAGAAGCUCGUCAGCAGCGGGUUCCGAGAAAGCAACGCCGGCGGAGGAGGAGUCGUAGUGGGCGCCGGGAACGGAGGCAGCGGCAACGGCAACGCCGGCGGAGGCGGCCACGACAACAGCGGGAGCCGAGCCAGCCCCUCCUCGCCCGAGUUUUUCAUGAGCGACUUGAGAAACUGCAAGUUGCUUCUGGUGUGAAGGACAUUGCCCAGGGGACACCCGGAUUUUUGGAUGUUUUCCCAUCCUUGUGGGAUGCUUCUCUCCUAUCCCUGCAUGGGAAGCUGGAGCUGACAGAGGGAGCUCAUCCGCGCUCGCCAUGGAUUCGAACCUCCAUUCUGUCGGUUUUCAGUCCUGCCGGCACAAGAGUUUAACCCAUUGCGCCACCAGAGGCUCCAGUUUAGCAUAAUCUUCAAUCCUCUUUGCUCUGUGUCUUACCAAACUACAACUCCCAAAACUCCAAAGCAUGGAGCUUUGACAGUUCAGGCGGAACCAAACUGCAUUCAUUCCACAGUGUAGAAUCCCCCCACUUACUUGUUUUUCUCUUUGCUCCAUAUGUGUGUUUGUAAUGUUUUGUUUUGAAAGUCCCAACUUCUUACCAGCUCCACUUUUCAUGCCUGGCGUGCUUUUCAAACUUGCCAUUGACAUGAUUGAGAUUCAUUAUUAUUAGUAUUCAGUUUGGGAAGUGUUUUCUCUCUUUUCCUCUUCUUUUCCUUUUCUGAAUUUGCUGUGCCCUAACACACACACACACACACACCAAAAAGUUACUUCUUGGGGGUCGCCCUCAGCUUUUCCUUCUCUGGGGAUAAUGGGGGGAAAAUAGAAGAAUAACAAAGCAAAACAUACCCUAUAGACCGAUUUCUGACUUUGGGAUUGCUGAGUUCCAGCUAAACCUAGAGAAUAUAUCUAUCUAGAUCAACCUACCUGAAUGACGCCUGCCUGCAUCGACUUCCCUAUGUUGUUCAUGCUGUGAGUUAUGGCCUCCGAAGUUGCCAAACGGAGUAACUUUGAGGCCACCAUUAGACUCCCAUUCUCAUCUCAUACAUUAUUAUGCUUGCCACUUUGUCUUAGCAUCAAUUAACUCUUGUCAUCGUUCCCAAAAAAAAAACUAUGGGGAGAAAGAAAGAAAGAAAAGAAAAAGAACAAAAAAGACAUUAUAUUGAUAAUAGCCCUGCAUGCUGGACAUGUACGGUAUAUUUUAUUUUCCUUUUUUGCUUGGAUAUGGACUUUGGAAACUAUAAUGGCAUGACAUUCAUCUUUUUUUUUUUUAAUUUGUGUUGCCCGGACACUUUUUUGAAUGGAAAAAAAAGCAAAAAAGUGCAGCCUUGUCGGGUCCGUUCCUCCCCUCCCCAUUCAAGUUUUGCAUCUGCUCUGGAAACUGCUUUGAGUUGCUCAGAACUUCAGACUUCUCUGUAAACACCUCAAACACGCGUACACACAUGUACAAGAGGCCAGACAUGGAUUGUGAUUACCUUAAUGUGGAAAACUGAACGAGAACUGCAAGAUAGUUUCACAAAAUUACUUCCAAUUGAUGGGAUUUGAAGAUGAUGAUGUUGCUUAAAGCAGUCAAAAAAAUAUAUGUUUAUUUUGGAAUGAUUGCCCUCCCAUGUCCUUAUUUUCUUUCCCUAUUUUUUUGCGUUUUUGUGUCAUUGUCAAAAUGUGCAAUGCAAUGGGCUCCUGGUAUUAUAUAUAAUUUAAUUCUCGCUUUUGUUAUUGUCUGUUAGCCCAGUUCACGAUGUAUGCUACAGAUAAAGGAAUGUUAUAAAUGACUUCAAAAGAGUUUAGAGGUUAGGGUUUUGUUUUCGUUUCUAAACAUGAUGCACUAAAUCGUUCACUGUUGUUGAUGUUGAAAGAGGGUAGAAAUUUGCAACGGGACUCUCGUUUUGUUAACAACACGGAAUUAGAUAACCCAGCAUGUGUUUUGUGACUUAAGUUCAAUAUGUGUCGAUUUUGCUAUGCCAUUGACUGUAUUUGGAAACCAAAGUAUUAAAAAGGGGGGAGCCUCCCAUUUAUAUCGAUAGGAGUGUGUUCAAAAUGUAUGGUGGGGCCUUGGGAAUAUUUUCGUUUUUGUUUUUGUUGGGGGGAGACGAGCAUUGAAAUCUUUGGGACUGAAUUGCACUAAAUAUAUAAUCGGAAACAUAAAAUAUAAACCCUUGCAAAACCUGUUAGUUAGUACAUCACACACGAGGGGGGAAAAUCCACUUAGAAUCCAGUUUCUGUCUCUUGCGGAAUUGUGGAGUUUGUAGUUUUGGAAGUAGUUUGUAGUAGCUACUGCAAACUCCAAAAUUCUGUAGGAAAGAAAUCUGAAUUUAAGUGGAUUUUUUCCCCUCUAGUGUGAUGAAUGAUGCUAAUCCCAUUUAUGCAGUUACGAAAAUGGCAUUACUGCUCCGUUUUUUUAAAUGAUGCAGAUUUUUUUUACUGUUGUUAUUGUGGUGCAGAACUGGAUUUUCUGUAACGUCACAAAUCCACGCAAAUAGGCAUUAAUCAGCGGUUUUUAUGUUCAGGGACUGAUAAUAAUCCUGUCUUUUUACAAAAAGAAAAAAUUCUUACCACAAUAAAUAUAAAAAAAUCUUGUCAGUUACUUUUUUUUGUCCCCCUUUACAUAUUUUGCUGUGCAAAAUUGAGUGACGAACUAACCCUGUGUGAUGUUCCUCAUGUGCUUUUCUUUAAUUCCCCCCACCCCUCUCCCCAUAACUCUCUGGUUAUAUCAAAAGGAAAUAAUAUUCUAUUAUAAUAAACUGCAUUUCUGAUUCUG